This is a messenger RNA of Rhagoletis zephyria (snowberry fruit fly), 519 nucleotides long. Its product is annotated as glycoprotein-N-acetylgalactosamine 3-beta-galactosyltransferase 1-like. Gene Ontology annotation, molecular function: N-acetylgalactosaminide beta-1,3-galactosyltransferase activity. NCBI's taxonomy places the organism in Eukaryota, Metazoa, Arthropoda, Insecta, Diptera, Tephritidae. The record is from RefSeq and is a predicted model, not a curated record.
AUGCAAUAUUCAUUAUGUCUUAAUUCCAAGGUCUACAUGUCUGGCGGUAGCGGCUAUGUUUUAAGUCGUGAGUCUCUUCGUCGCUUUGUUGAAUCGGCUAUAGUUAAUAAUACCGGAUGUGAUGUUAUCAACGAUGCACAACCGGAAGAUUGGGCGAUGGGUCGUUGUUUGCGUGCCGUAAAUGUUACUGCCGGCGAUUCACGUGACACGCAUGGUGAAAUACGUUUUUACCCAUUUGAGGCGCAUGUAGUUUUACUGGCCACAUAUCUACAAGAUGAUUUUUGGUUCUUUGACUACAGUUUUUAUAAUCCGCGUGCGUGCAGAGAUUGUCUUUCAAAAUAUCCGGUAGCUUUUCAUUAUAUCAGCCCGGAACUUAUGUAUUUGUAUGAAUUUUUUGCUUACGAAUUUCGAGCCCACGAUCAGCCGGAUGAACCGGAAUUUGCUUUGCCUAAAAAACUAAGUCCUGAUGAGGUAUCAAUAAAGCAAUCUGAUAAUAUUUGGAGUAUUGUCAAAAAUUAA